Jaculus jaculus (lesser Egyptian jerboa) is the source of this 645-nucleotide messenger RNA. RefSeq names its product gametocyte-specific factor 1-like. The record is from RefSeq and is a predicted model, not a curated record. Lineage: Eukaryota; Metazoa; Chordata; Mammalia; Rodentia; Dipodidae. Bases 1 to 645 code for a protein of 214 amino acids. The transcript is spliced from 8 exons.
AUGGAAAAAUUAUUCUAUGACUUAAUUUUUCUGAACGGUGUGGAAUCUCCAGACCCUGAGAGACUAUUACAGUGCCCUUAUGAUAAAAAGCACCGCAUCAGGGCCUGCAGGUUUCCCUAUCACCUUAUCAAGUGCAAAAAGAAUCAUCCUGAUGUUGCAAAACAAUUGGCUACAUGUCCAUUCAAUGCUCGUCACCUGGUUCCAAGGGCUGAACUGAGUCAUCAUAUCUCAAUAUGUGAUGACAGGUGUUGUAUAGAGCAGGAUGAGGUCAUCCCCACCAGGAACCCUGGAGAAGACACUCUGCCUAAGAGCACAUUGCAGCACCCUCCUUGUGAUGAAGACUGGGAUAAAGAAUUAGCUGAGGUGAAUAACAGCACUCCAUUUAUCUGGGGCACAAGCAGUUUCUGUGACAAUAAAUGUCCUGUAAGCAACACAGCUAUGGAACAUAUAAGUAACCUGGAAUCAGGCAAGCAAGUUCCAAAGACUCUGCCAUGGAAAAACAAUUUUAAUUCAGUUAGCAAGGUCCAUGUAUACAGCGAUACUAAAGAGGAAAAGUUCCGAAGCCUCAUGGUGCUAGAAGAAUCUUCCUUAUCCCUCCUAUCCAAGGAUUCUUACUUGCUUUAUUCCAAGUUUAAUGAUAUAUAA